Molecule: messenger RNA, 2826 nt
Organism: Peronospora belbahrii
Lineage: Eukaryota; Oomycota; Peronosporomycetes; Peronosporales; Peronosporaceae
Source: the annotation of a GenBank genome assembly
AUGAAGCAAAAGACACAGAGCUCUUUAUUACGUUUCUUCAGUCCUCCAUCAUUGCAACGAUCUGAAUCAGCAUCAGAAAAGACGAAGACAGUGUCGACUACUUGCGGCAAGAAUGACACUGAUAAUAUUCAGUUCAAGCCCGAGUCAUUCGACACGACGUGCAAGAAAAUCGAGUUUUCACCGAAAAUAAAGCCGAAGUCAAUGCCAAAUGAGAAGGAAAACAAUUGUGACAGUUGUGAAAGGAAGCGUAUGCAAAAGACACGGAGUUGCAGCAAUAUACGCAAGGACUAUGAGGAUUUUCUAGGCACGAGUUCAGAAGAGGAAGAUGAUUCUAUCAAGAUAAGUAUAGAGACAAACAAGACGAUACGACGACAGAAGAUUAUUAUUAAAGAUGAUGAUGAUAGUGAUGAUGAAGAGACGGUGGUGUUACCUCCUUGUCGUUCAAAGCGAAAGAUUAUCAAGCAUCAUGUUGUGAGUAGUGAUGAUGAAUGGAUGGAGCAGCAGAGUCGAGAGGAAGGAGAUGGAGAUGAAUCGGAAUUUAGUGGUGCUGAUGAGGAAUUCCAUGAUGAUGAUAGCAUGGAUAAUCUUGUACGUGACGAGUCAGAUGAAGAGGUUUUACCACCCAAGAAACGAAGAAAGAGUGCUCCUGCAACAAGCACAUUGAAGAAAGUGACGACAAAGUCUUUCUUGUCACCUCCACCUGCGGCCAAAACUAAAUGGCAUGAUGUUCCGACGUCAGACAGCAAGAAAAUUGCUGAUAGCUCGGCUUUGUCGACUUCCGUUGCAGGUGCUGGCAACCAUAUCCAUGAUUCCCUACCUUGGCUGCACGAGGAACGACGUGACAUUCAUGGCAAUGCGCCAGACUCUCCUGACUAUGAUCCACGCACUUUACACGUGCCGCCAGAGUUUUUGAAAAAAGAAACUCCAGCCAUGAUCCAGUGGUGGGAAGUGAAAGCGCAUAAUAUGGAUACAGUACUGUUUUUCAAGGUUGGCAAGUUCUAUGAGUUGUUUCAUAUGGAUGCUGACGUGGGUUUCAAGGAGCUGAACCUUAUCUACAUGAAAGGUGAUAAAGCACACUCGGGCUUCCCAGAGAUCGCAUAUGCAAAAAUGUCGUCGCAGUUAGUUGCAAAGGGCUAUCGCGUAGCUCGAGUUGAACAAACCGAAACACCGGACAUGCUGAAGGUCCGAAACAGCACCUCUGCAAAGAAAGCAAAGGUUGUCCGCCGUGAGGUGUGCUCGCUACUGUCCAUGGGUACCAAUACCGUCAGCUAUCUAGACGCCCCUAUUUCAUCUCAAGACCAAAUAUCGACGUACCUCCUCGCGCUCAAAGAAUCUUUUGAUCCUGCGCGGAAAACUGUGCGCUUUGGUGUUUGCAUGGUGGAUUGCUAUACUGGUGCCUUUCAGCUAUCGGAGUUUGACGAUACGGAGCAGCGCGACCGUCUCAAGACCCUUUUUGCUCAAUUCCAUAUCGUGGAAAUCGUGACCGAGCGAUCUAAUAUCUUAGAUGAUACGAAGAUGGUCCUUAAGCACGCCGCACCUGCUGCAAUCCGAUCACCAUUGCGAGCGAGAAAGGAGUUUUGGGAUGCAUCUAAAACAAUCGACGAGAUCGAGCGCGCAGGAUACUUUAAGGAACAUGGGUGGCCAGAAGAUGUUCUAUACUUCCUUGAAAUGGACAAAGUUGUAAAGCCCGAGGGUCAACUUGCCAUCAGUGCUCUGGGCGGCUGCAUCUGGCAUCUUCGACGAAGUAUCAUUGACCAAGAGCUGCUGUCGCUCUGCAAUUUUAAGAGGUAUAUGCCUUCAGACGAGGAAGCACGAGAUGCAUGCACAGGUAACUCAGCUAUGGCCGCUGCUAAGGCCGAGUUGAACCAGCAAUAUGUCGUAUUGGAUUCGCAGACCAUCCAGAAUUUGGAGGUGCUUUCCAAUAGCUUUGACGGCUCGCGCGCGGGAUCACUUAUUCACAUCAUGGACAAGACUGUGACAAGCUUUGGUCGUCGCAUGUUCCAGGAAUGGGUACUGAAGCCUUUGUGUAAGAUACGCGAUAUUCAAGAGCGACUUGAUGCUGUUGAAGAACUGGCUAACCGUAACGACUUAAUGAUGGAGAUCCGCGAAUUUCUUCGCCAAUUGCCCGAUCUGGAACGUUUGUUGUCUCGAAUUCACGCACUUGGGUCUGUGCAUCGCUCGGAGGAACACCCGGACAGUCGUGCGAUCAUGUACGAGUCACAACAAUACAACGUUCGCAAAAUUAAAGACUUCUUGUCCGUGCUAAACGGAUUCGACGCGGCUAUGAAUCUUACCGUUGAGUUGGGGCCACGACUUUUGCAAUCGUCCUCGCCUAUUCUCCAGACGCUCUUGAAAAGGUGUCCUAUUGAUGAUGAUGAUGCCCACUCAAGUACACAACGUGGACACUUUCCCGACCUCACAAAGAAGCUCGAGUUUUUCAAGCGCAGCUUUGACCAAUCUGCAGCAAAAAAGAGCGGUGUAAUUGUGCCUCAAUCUGGUGUCGACUUGGAGUUCGAUUCAGCUUGUGUUGAGAUUGCUCAGGUUGAAGCUGAAUUAGCAGAGUAUUUAAACAAGCAGCGUACUGCACUCCGGUGUCGAGAGAUUUCCUACUGGGGCAAGAAAAAAGAGGAUCGCUACCAAUUAGAGGUUCCUGAGAGUGCACUUUCAAAGCAGCCGAAAGAAUACGAGCUCAAGUCUCGCAAAAAAAGGAUUCAAGCGCUUCCACACGCCAACGAUUCGCAACCUGCUCAAACGUCUGGCGACAGCGGAAAGCCAGAAGGAGGAGGCACUAAAGGAUCAGACACGUCGCAUAUUUUACAAGUUUGA